AUGGGUUCCACCUACGACAUCUUCGGCUUCAUGGACCUCCCUUUCAUCGUCAAUUCCUCCCUCAACCCUCUUACAGACUGCUCCAUCACCGCCCCCACAAGCCUCCACCUUCCACCCUCCACUUCUUCUUCAUUCAACCAUGCCCUUCUAUCUCAUCAAGGCCUGCCACAGUCUUCACAGCCACCUCUGGUGGCGGGGCCGCCGUCGAACACCUUCAUCUCCUCGCCGGUAGCCCCAAGUCAUGGCCUUUCCUCCGGCGGCGACGUCAAAUUUUAUCAUCAUUUCCCUCCGCCAUGGGCUUCUCUGGGCCUUCCGAUGAGCCAACCCUUUGACGCCGCCGCCGCCGCUGUCGCCAAUCCCUCCACCAGGAAACGCGGUUGCAGAAAGCGGCCGAGGUCGUCGCGGAGGGCGCCGGUGACGGUGAUGGUGACCAACCGGUGCAAUUUCCGAGCUAUGGUGCAAGAGUUCACCGGCGUUCCUGCACCUCCUUUCUCGCCGCCGCCGCCACCGCCUCCGCCCGCCACCCGUUACGGAGUUUUCCAUGCCGUACCGGCCUCAUCUGGGUGGUUGUCCGGCGACUUCGAUAAGCACUUUCCCACGCUGUCGAGUCUCCUCAUGCCAGAGAGGGCGGCGCAGCCAGGGAGCGGCGGCGUGGCCGCGUGGAGUGAUUCGAUCGUUCCCGGUGCAGAAGCCGGAGAGUCUGAUUCGACAAUCUUCUCCAGCGUCAUGAAUAUAUAG
Molecule: messenger RNA, 738 nt
Organism: Spirodela intermedia
Lineage: Eukaryota; Viridiplantae; Streptophyta; Magnoliopsida; Alismatales; Araceae
Source: the annotation of a GenBank genome assembly